Messenger RNA from Pseudozyma hubeiensis SY62, 1182 nucleotides. RefSeq lists its product as hypothetical. The transcript has 2 exons. The coding region runs from base 1 to 1182 and encodes 393 amino acids. NCBI's taxonomy places the organism in Eukaryota, Fungi, Basidiomycota, Ustilaginomycetes, Ustilaginales, Ustilaginaceae. The record is from RefSeq and is a predicted model, not a curated record.
AUGGACGAUCGGUACCAUGACCAGGGCAGUCUUCGAUUCCCACUUCGCGGUGGACAAGACCAUGCCUUGACGCUGCCAUCACUUUCCAGCCGACAGCACAACACCUUCGACGCCCGCUCUGCGAAGCACCUUGAUCCCGUCAGGCAUGCACAGAGCUAUUCGCCGCAUCAACAGCAGCACAAGCAGCGCGAUGCCGGGUGGGCUCAUGCCUCUGGACCUUCGCGCUCGCCACCUGCGACUCUGGACGCACCACCUCUUCCGAACCGCCGCAUGUCGCAGCAGCUGAGCUACCGUGCACCUCGCGCUGAAGCCUCGACGUCAGCAUCGGCAUCGCUUGCCAACCGAUCCGACUGGCUUCUCCUGCCAAGUGUCAGCCAGGCUCUCUCCAUGUACGGCGAUACUCGACGACAAGAACCUCGCUUCUCUCUGGUCAUCCGACAACAACCUCGACGCGGUCUCGCGAUCGGAAACAGCCAGAUGUCGCUUCGUACCGCACGAUCCGUCCCCCUCGACCCGCCCCCCGUCUGCGAGCUCCUCAUCGAUCGUUCUGGUGAUGAACAGCUCCUUUCACUUCCCGAAGUCUUCAUCCGCGCCCAAUUAGUUCGAGGCGAUGCACCUAGCGAAGAGUGCCUUCCCGACGCACGUCGGAUCGAGCCUCUCGUCGGGGACACCUUGCAGAGCCCGUUCAACUCGCGCAUCGACACACGCGAAGACCAAAGCUUCUUCGUGUUCAAGGAGCUCGGCGUACGCAACCGUGGUGUCUAUCGUUUGAGGUUCGACCUCUUUGAUCGUGUGGGUCUUCGCAUCUUCAAGAUUGCUUCCGUCUAUAGCGACGCAUUCGAGGUGCAGGAGCGAAGGAAGCAUCCCGGCCUGUCGGCCUCAUCCGCAUUGAUGGAUGCAUUGGUCGACAGAGGUAUGAAGUACAAGCUGCGAAAGGCGAACGACAAGCAGAAUCCCAAGAAGCGCAAGUCGCCCGAAGAUUUCUACUACGGAGAUGAAAGGUCGAUCUCCGCCGCCAGAAGACAGAGUUACGCUGCAGGAGAGUUCGACAGUCGCCCUCCCGUCUAUGCUUCGACAGCGCCGUCGCAAUCGCAGUCGGGAAGGCUUCGCUUCCACCCCUACUUCAUCCGCUGGCGAAGUCACGCCCAACGAGCGACCUUUGUCCUCUUCCGCCGCCGCUAG